Messenger RNA from Notolabrus celidotus (New Zealand spotty), 3052 nucleotides. RefSeq names its product phosphotyrosine interaction domain containing 1 (gene pid1). The transcript has 3 exons. Gene Ontology annotation, biological process: regulation of cell population proliferation; negative regulation of insulin receptor signaling pathway; negative regulation of D-glucose import across plasma membrane. Gene Ontology annotation, cellular component: cytoplasm. The record is from RefSeq and is a predicted model, not a curated record. Lineage: Eukaryota; Metazoa; Chordata; Actinopteri; Labriformes; Labridae. The coding region runs from base 236 to 913 and encodes 225 amino acids.
AGCACCUCAAGAGCCCUCCAGUCACAGAGAGCGAGAGAGAGAGAGAGAGAGCAGGUACCUCCACCUGCUGGUCACUGCUAUAACUACAGCCAGGCGGAGCAACACAUCAUUCAUUACCGACCAGUCCAGAUUGAAGGAGGACGGAGAGGCAAGCCGUGAAAGCGAACAGAUGUGAACUGGACUACGAAAAGACAACAAGCUGCAGUGAAGACGGAGAACCUUUGAGUCUGCUAACAUGUGGCAACCCGCGUCGGAGCGACUGCAGCACUUCCAGACCAUGCUGAAGACCAAGCUAAAUGUGCUGACGCUUAGGAAGGAGCCGCUGCCCACGGUGAUCUUUCAUGAGCCGGAGGCCAUCGAGCUGUGCUCCACCACGCCACUAACAAAGAACAGACCCCAUGCUGGAUACAAGGUGAACUACUUGGGUAAAGUGACAAUUUCUGGGACUCAGUUCCUGUCUGGUUGCACAGAGUCGGCAGUUGUGGGUCUGGUGGAGCAUCGAGCCCUCACUCAGCAACAAGGCAUCUGCCCAGCGGGCAGCUCCCUGCUGGAGAUUCGUCCCUUCCAGGUGCGUCUUCACCACCUGGAUGGGCAUGGCGAGGCCUCAGUAACCAUGGACACAUACCAGGUGGCACGAAUCGCCUACUGCACAGCCGACCAUAGCGUCAGACCCAAUAUAUUUGCCUGGAUCUACCGGGAAAUCAAUGACGACCUGUCCUUCCAGAUGGACUGCCACGCAGUGGAGUGUGAGAGCAAGCUAGAGGCCAAGAAGCUGGCACACUCAAUGAUGGAGGCUUUCCGCAAGACUUUCCACAGUAUGCGCAGCGAUGGCCGCAUUCACAAGAGUGGGUCGUCAGACGACUUUGCGGAGGACUCUUCCACCCCUGAAGACUCGACACCUGAUGACGGUUGAACUGAUAAUGACCCAAACUCCUGAUCCCAUCCUAACAGAGUCAGGGGGGACUGGAAGGAUGGACAGAUUACCCUCUCUCUCUCUCUCAUUCUCCCAUACUAUCACUUUCUGUUAUCAAUUUGGAUCAAAAUUAAUGACUGUGAAUCAUCACGCCCUGGAUUAUGAAGUAGCUUUUAAACACCGUAAAGAGAUGAUAGAGGAAAAGAAUUACAAUAGACCUACAUGUGCAUACAGGGAAAGCAAAGUGCUGCCACUUUGUAUGAAAGGCCCUCAACAACCCACAGGGGCCUUUUAAGCACCUCUGUAAACGCCCUCAAGAGAUUAACUCAACAUUUCCUCUUGCAACCACUGUCAAAUCAGACACACUGUUUGUGGUUCUUAAGCUUUUUUCAUCCCAAACGACAAACUGUGUAGUCUGUACCCCUGACUCCAGCUAAUGACAAACUGUUACUUUUCUUGCCAUAUAGGGACCCAGCAGAAAUAGGCCUGUCACCUAUGCAGGGUCCUAACCCAGUUUAUGAGACUGUUGGAGCACAUACAUUCUUGAAAUGUUUAAUUACAUAGAUCUCUGUAAUAAUGCCUUCAACCUUGGUAAUAGCAGAUGAGGAUGUGAAAGAUAAAGCUAAGCCUUUAAGCACUAUUCAUAUCAUAACUAUGGUAUCGAAGUCCAAUCCCCAAAAAUGUUCCACCGGCAUAGCUGGUACUUCUGUGGGCUGUGGAGCCAGGGCUUCUAUCACUGCCUCCAUGUAAUAGGUACUCAGAGAUUCAGAGUAUGUGUAAGGCAUCUAAGAUAGUAUAGGUGCUAUAUUAUAAAGUUCUCACCGGGUUGAAAGCCUGGACCUCUCUGCGACACCUUAAUCAUCCACAUCUGACUUCAGUUUUGAGUAUACCAAAAUUCCAGGCUGGAUUCCUGCCUGUCAGAUAUGUGCCUCACUUUCCUCUCACAUAACUUUGGUCUCUUACCCUGGUCCAAGUGUGUAUGUGUGGCCAUGUGUGCGUGCUUACCUUUCUGUUUAGUUUGUUUUUCCGUGUGUGUAGGUGUAAUUGCUUGCUCCUGUACUUUGUGUAUAUGAAUGUACACGUGAGCGCUUGCAUCUCUGUGUAUGAAAGAGAAAAGAGGAGGAAGAUUAUAGGGGGGUAAGGGGUAUUCUAUGAUUGGCUGGAAGUGAAGACUUCUCAUUGCCCUUUGAAGGAUCCAUUUUUAUGCUAAAAGGAGGUGUUCUAGAAAAUCAGACAUGGUACUGUGAUUAGCCACGUUGACUUAUUUCUAUCUGAAAACAUGAGUCUGACUGAGCCACUCGAUGAGGCUGUAGGACCCGGAAACACAGCCGUCCAAGGUAAAGAAUGACACCUCCUGAUGAAUGUUCGAUGAGUCCGACGUGCUGUGAGCACCUCACGCCAUCUCCAUUCAGUCUCCCAUGAUCUUGUCAUGCUGUAAGGGACAGUCAGUGACCGGUUUCACUCUGCUCUGCUGCUCCGCUUCGCCUCUCUGUAAGCGACUGAGACUCCAUUGUUGGGCAAAAACUCAUCAGAGCUCCACACUUCCUUCUUUUUAACUGGACUGCAAUGACCGAACCGGACACUAUCAGUGGAAAGUGAUUUUAACAGAACAAUCAGGAGGCUCUGGUGGACACAUACACACUCCAGUAUAUACACAUACAAUUAUACAUAUGUACACACACAUUGUAUUUGAUUCUUGUUCAAUAAGCUUCUGUAAAUACAAAUGUAUCACUUUCCAAAUAUUACAGCGUAAAUGUGGAUAGCUAUUUUAAAUAAUAAAAAAAGUUGACAACCAUCAUACGAUACGGAAACAGUGUUAUAAAGCCUACUGUGAAUUAUGAGGUGUGAGCCUGAUAGAGGUGGCUGUGUGUAUGUGUGUGUGUCUGUGUGUGUGUGUGUGUGUGAGUGAGUGUGUGUGUAUGUUUGGAAGGUGUUGUAUGUGGUGAGAAGCAUGAUGAGGGGUGUGUAUGGAGAGGCCUGAGGGGGAGAAUGUUUAUAAAGCUGUAGAUUACUGUGUCAUGUCUGUCUGAAAGCUCAGACGCGCUUUAAAUGUUCGACAAAUGUUACCUUAAGUGUUUUCUAUACAGUGUUUGCAAAGAUCAAGAAACGAUUGCAUAUAAAGUAUCUACUAAGACCAAG